AUGGACUACGUUUCUCCUGUGUUUCCACUUGACCGCACUGACGAAGUGUUCUCAAUCUCUUUUAUUCCCUCCCAACAACAAACAGUCCAGAAAGAUGAACUCCCAUCAACUUCUCUGGACGGCAAUGGCUGCGGCAAGAAGCCGGACUAUCGCCGCGGGCGUAAGCCAUAUGCCAGCUUUGGCAGCAAUGAUGAUAACCCACAUGAAUCCAAGAAGAAGAAGAUGAUGCACAGAGAUAUUGAAAGACAAAGAAGGCAAGAAAUGGCUGCCCUUUAUGAGUCUCUCCGCUCGCUUCUCCCUCAGGAAUAUCUCCAGGGAAAGCGAUCGAUAUCCGAUCAUAUGCACGAGGCUGUGAACUAUAUAAGACAUCUGCAGAAGAAUCUCAGAAGUCUAAGUGACAGGAAAGAUGGACUAAAGAGACUGUCCGAAUCGAGCAAUGUCAAUGUUGCAGAAGAAUGUUCCCAAAAAGGUUCACUGGGCUCUGCUGCUGUGACAGUAAAACCUUGCUGGGCAGGGGUGGAGAUUGUUCUAAGCACCGCUCUGGGGGAAGGAGGGCUGCCUCUUUCCACAGUUCUUGGAGUUUUAAUUGGAGAAGGCUUGAGUGUUGUCAGCUGCAUUUCUGCUAUAGUCAAUGAAAGGCUUAUUCACACUAUAGAGUCUGAGGUGAGUGACGGUCGGACCGUCGAUCUAUCGGGCCUGCAGCAGAAAUUGGCAGACUUAAAAGUCUGA
Molecule: messenger RNA, 729 nt
Organism: Malania oleifera
Lineage: Eukaryota; Viridiplantae; Streptophyta; Magnoliopsida; Santalales; Ximeniaceae
Product: transcription factor bHLH118
Exons: 3
Coding region: 1-729 (242 amino acids)
Biological process (GO): regulation of transcription by RNA polymerase II
Cellular component (GO): RNA polymerase II transcription regulator complex
Molecular function (GO): protein dimerization activity; DNA-binding transcription factor activity, RNA polymerase II-specific; RNA polymerase II transcription regulatory region sequence-specific DNA binding
Source: RefSeq, a predicted model, not a curated record